This is a messenger RNA of Sparassis crispa, 4266 nucleotides long. Its product is annotated as IkappaB kinase complex IKAP component. The transcript has 23 exons. The record is from RefSeq and is a predicted model, not a curated record. Bases 1 to 4266 code for a protein of 1421 amino acids. Gene Ontology annotation, molecular function: tRNA binding. Gene Ontology annotation, cellular component: elongator holoenzyme complex; cytosol. NCBI's taxonomy places the organism in Eukaryota, Fungi, Basidiomycota, Agaricomycetes, Polyporales, Sparassidaceae. Gene Ontology annotation, biological process: tRNA wobble base 5-methoxycarbonylmethyl-2-thiouridinylation.
AUGCGCAACCUCGCGCUCUACAAGUCCAUAUGCACUUCUCUAGAGAGGCCCGCCGACUUCAAUUUUCUGAAUGAGAACACCAGAAUAUGUGCUGUUGCUGUUGACACAGAUCAGGAUGCUCUAUACGUUGCAUCAGAUUUCUUCAAGGACGGCGGGGACGUUACUCUCGAAAUCUGGAGAAUUACCGGAGGAGAUAGUACGCAAGCGGAAAGUCAAAACGAUAUUCCAAAUGCAAGUCGGAUAGCGACUUUUACUACGCCGCCAUCCGCAGCAAGCAACCCCUGGACAUCUCCAGUACCAACAUCCUCCAAUCAUAUGAAUGAGAUUAUCUCGUUGAGACUUCUCGCCGAUACGCGUACUCUCGCUUUGAUUACUCGAGGAGGAGACAUUGCGACUCUCAUGGUGGACGAGGAUAUGAGAGAGGUCGAAGUUGUCGGUUCUAUAUCUGCUGGAAUCCUCGCUUCGUCUUGGGGAUCCGAUGAUUCAUUACUAGCCUUGGUUACUGGUCGGUUCAUCUUCGUUUAUCGGUCCUUGCUUCCACUGAACGUGCUCGUCUUCCCUCGCGAUGACAAAUUAAUUCUGAUGACUUCCACGUUCGAUGUCCUGUGCGAGAACGCACUGCAUCCUACUGAAUUUGGAGAAGAUGCGCCAAUUACACUUGGGUGGGGUACCAAGCAAACCCAGUUCCACGGUUCAUUGGGAAAAACUGCAGCGCAAGCAGCGCUUGAUCUCUCAGAAGUCGGUACUAGUCCAGACGAUGACGGGCUUCCCCACAUCAGCUGGCGCGGAGAUGGUGCAUUCUUCUCGGUAUCGGUGCUGUCGCCAUCAUCUUAUCAAGCCAUUAGUACUCGUCGUCUGCGUAUACUGCGCAUUUAUUCGCGUGAAGGUGCCUUACAGAGUACUGCAGAGCCUGUUCCUGGCCUUGAACAUGCACUUAGCUGGCGUCCCUCGGGCAACCUAAUAGCAGGAACUCAACGUUUUGGCCCGGGUUCGGGAAAUGCAGACGAAGCGGGCUUGGGGAAGGGCAAGGAAGGGAGGCAUGAUGUCGUGUUCUUCGAGCGCAACGGGCUUCGUCACGGAGAAUUCCAGCUGAAAGAGUGGAGAGACGGACAUUCAAGGAGAAAGGAGAUGAAUGACGCCAAUGAUAGCGUUGUUCGAAGAUGGGGCUAUAGUGUGCGAGAUGUUGGUUGGAGUGCGGACUCCAAUGUACUGAGUGUAUGGAUUGAAGGAGAUGGCGGGGACGUUGUGCAAUUGUGGACAAUAGGGAACUAUCACUGGUACUUGAAACAAGAAAUAUCAGCCCCACCCACUCUUGUUGGUCCGGGACGCUUUACUUCAGUAACUUGGCAUCCUGAAGAUGCGCUACGAAUUAUCCUGACAACGUCCUCGGAGAUUAUGCAGCGUACAUAUGCAUGGGAGACGUUCGCUUCAAGUGCUAAGUCACCCGUAGACACUGGCUCCGUCGCAGUCAUGGAUGGUGUUGACAUUCUGCUCACUCCCUUCCGCACGCAAAAUGUGCCCCCUCCCAUGUCGUCCUUCGUUCACACACCCCACUUACCGGCAAUGCAACAGACACUUCAGCUCUCACGAAUCCCGAUGCCCAUCCACGUAUCGUUCUCCUCCUCUCGUGACCUCCUCGCCGUUUUGUGGGAGUCUGGGCUGGUUGAGCUGACAGACCUGCGGACGCGCAUUAACGGUAGUCGCGGGAGGGUCAUGGAUACUCUCAAGAUAUGGGCCGGUAUUAUCAACAGAGCACUGGGAAUUUCGUCAUGCCGACAAAUUGCCUUGUGGAUCCCUGGGGGGGAGUUACACAACAAGAGUGAAGGCGAUGCGGAAGUCGUACAUGUAGCCGUACUGGGCGCAGAAACGAACGAGGAUGCGCAUGAUGUUGUUUGCUGUGUAGCGGUCAAAGGCGGAGAGGUUGUAGAGGAGAGCAUAGCGCCGAUGCCCUCAUCGAAUGGAAGGCUGGUCCCAGCGUUUACAGGAAUCACAUGGCAGUCACCAAACGGUGAACUCUUUGUUGUUGAUCAAUCCACACAUACACCUAUAUCCAAGGCCCGCUUCCCCGAAUUCUGCUUCUCAGCAGUACAAGAACCCAUUCAACCGGUAAGAGGAAGUAGAAGCAUUGUCGACGAGGAUGCCGCUGCGACAAACCCUUCCUCCUUGUUCAUAGGCCUGUCCAACGGUGGAAAACUGCAGGUUGCUGACGACACGGGAGCGGUUCGGACCCUGUCCAGUAACGUGAACUCUUUUACUGUUGCUUCAGGGUUCUUGACCUUCACAACCACUGCUCACAAUGUCCAGUUUGCUCCUAUCGACCAGCUUACCACUGUGCUACAUCCCCAUAUCGCUGAGACGGUCCCUGCGCUGCCAGAAUGGGAAACACGGAGAGUUGAGAGAGGGUCAAGGAUUGUCACCGCUGUCCCGAGUACAAUGAGCCUGAUAUUGCAAAUGCCAAGAGGCAACCUUGAAACCAUCAAUCCCAGGCCGUUCGUCAUGAAUAUCGUGCGGCACGAAAUUGACGACGGCAAUUAUGGGAAAGCAUUCUUGGCAUGUCGCAAGCAUCGUGUUGACUUGAACGUACUAGUUCAACAUAAUCAAGCAGCAUUCAAGGAGCGAAUACCUUCAUUUAUCGAACAAAUAGAUGAUGUGGACUAUAUCAACUUGUUUUUGACUAACCUGGGGCAAGGCCCUCUCCCGGCGAAUGAUAUCGCUGACUUAUGCGAUAGCAUCCGUGCUGAAUUGGAGAAGAAAGAUCUGAAUAGAUAUAUUAACUCAAUUUUGACUGCUCACGUCGUCAAGACGCCACCAGAUCACGAAGCUGGAUUGGCACUGCUACUUCGUCUCCGAGGCUCUGAGCCGCAACUAGUCGAGGAUGCAGUCAAGUACAUUAUUUUCCUUGUCGACGCUGACAGACUCUUCGACAUUGCCCUCGGAAUGUAUGAUUUUUCUCUCGUUUUGAUGAUCGCUCAGCAUGCGCAGAAGGAUCCUAGAGAAUACCUUCCGUUCCUACGCGAGCUCCGCGCUUUGGAUCAUCAUUACCAACGCUUCAAGAUUGAUGACCAUCUUAAGAGGUAUCAGAAGGCUCUCACAGAUUUGUCCCUCGCUGGGUCAGAGCGAUUUGAUGAGGCCAUGCUCUAUGUUGAGAAACACAAACUCUAUGACUACGCCCUGUCGUUGUGGCAAGCGACUGAGCAGUACGAUUCUGUUCUCAAUGUAUACGGCAAUUGGCUCUUUGAGCGUCGAGACUUCAGGGAAGCGGCGUUUGUAUUCCGCCAGGCCAACAAGAAUUCCAAAGCUUUGGUCGCUUAUGAAAAGGCCCUUGAAUGGCAAGAAUUGUUCGAGCUCGCGAUACAAGUAGAGACGUCGAAAGAUGACUUAGCAUCCAUGGCGUAUCGUGUCGCAGAAGAUCUGUCGUCGAAGAAGCGGCAUAUGGAUGCGGCGCGCGUGUUGCUCGAUUAUGCGGAGGACGUGCGUGAGACCGUCGGCGUGCUUGUGCGAGGAAGCCACUUUUCUGAAGCACGGCGAAUAAUUACCCUCCGCGCAUAUCCAGAGUUCUUGGAAGACCUCGUCUACCCAGGCGUUCUUGAAAGUCGCGCACAGAUCGCGGAGGAGAUUGGUGAGAUGCAGGACCAGCUGCGAAAACAGGUCCAGCGCGUUCAUGAGUUGCGGGUGCGCAAGGUCGAAGAGCCCGAUGCCUUCUACGGCGUGGAGGAUAUGGACCUGCACAAUGUUGACGUGAUGACCGACGUCUCUAUGGCUGCAACCACGUUCACCCGAUAUACAGUGGCUCCCUCAGCUGUCUCGCGUACGACGUCCAAACGCAGCUCGCGUUCGAAGAGGAAGAUGGAACGCAAAGUCGGGUCCGGGCGGAAGGGGACAGUGGACGAAGAAGAGUAUUUGCUCAAAUCGGUCACGAAGCUCGUUGGGCGAUUCAACACUGUCCAAGUCGAUGCGGCAAAUGUGCUUCCGCACCUCUUCCAGUUCACGGAGGAGCACCGCGCUGAGGGUAUGGCUCUGCGGAAGGAGGUGGCAGACUUCGAGAAAGAGUUGAAGGCGGCUGUGGACGAGAUCUGGGCCAAGCCUCCUGGGCCCGAAGAUACCGGCGAGGGCGGGGAUGGGGCGCCGGGAGAUACUUGGGCAUCUCGGAUGCAGGAGCACGAGAGGCAGCGACAGACUGACCCGCUGGAGAAGGUGGCGAAACCAGACCUAGCGAAGCAGGAGUGGACGUUAGUCCUGCCGCCUAGUGGCAGCACCCCAAGCUAG